Molecule: messenger RNA, 1591 nt
Organism: Eutrema salsugineum
Lineage: Eukaryota; Viridiplantae; Streptophyta; Magnoliopsida; Brassicales; Brassicaceae
Product: aminotransferase ALD1, chloroplastic
Exons: 10
Coding region: 76-1464 (462 amino acids)
Biological process (GO): L-pipecolic acid biosynthetic process; systemic acquired resistance, salicylic acid mediated signaling pathway
Cellular component (GO): chloroplast
Molecular function (GO): L-lysine:pyruvate alpha-transaminase activity; pyridoxal phosphate binding
Source: RefSeq, a predicted model, not a curated record
AUCAGGUUAUAUAUAUAUAAUUGAUAACAUCUUGGGAGUUCUUUAGCAACUAAAAAAAAAACUUUGAACUAAAUAAUGGUUAGUCUAAAGUUUUUCAGUUUGGCCUCAUCAUUAUGCUCUUCUCCAUCAAAAACUGUCAAGUCUAGUCAUUCUUUCUUCUACAGUUUAGAUUUCGAGUUGAAGAAACUAGGUGGGUGCACAAAACUUACCCGUAAUGUGAAUUUGGAGAAACUAAAGAACAGCUAUUUGUUCCCUGAAAUUAGCAGACGUGAGCUCGAGCACGUUGCAAAGUAUCCAAAUGUACGACUGAUAAGCCUUGGAACUGGUGAUACAACAGAGCCUAUACCGAAGAAGAUAACCACAGACAUGAGUAACUUUGCUCAUGCCCUAUCGACUGUGGAAGGAUACAGAGGGUAUGGACUGGAACAAGGUGAUGAGGCCCUUCGGAAAGCUAUUGCUAAUACGUUCUAUGGACAUUUGCAUGUGAAAAGCAAUGAAGUUUUUGUGUCAGAUGGUGCACAGAGCGAUAUUUCUCGUCUUCAAGUACUUCUAGGUUCUGGUGUCACUAUUGCUGUGCAAGAUCCUACCUUCCCGGCUUACAUAGAUUCAAGUGUGAUUAUCGGUCAGACUGGUUAUUUCCAUGAAGCAACCAAGAAGUACCAAAAUGUUGUCUACAUGCCUUGUGGGCCUACGAAUAGUUUCUUCCCUGAUCUAGCAGUGACCCCAAGAACUGAUGUUAUCUUCUUCUGUUCUCCUAAUAACCCUACUGGUUAUGUAGCAUCCAAGAAACAACUCCAUCAACUAGUUGAUUUUGCAAAGACCAAUGGUUCUAUUAUUAUUUUUGACUCUGCAUAUGCCGCUUUUAUCGAAGAUGGCAGUCCACGUUCCAUUUAUGAAAUUCCUGGUGCUCGAGAGGUGGCAAUUGAAAUUUCAUCAUUCUCCAAAUUUGCUGGCUUCACUGGCGUUCGGCUUGGUUGGACUAUCAUUCCUGAUGAGCUCUUAUACUCUAAUGGUUUUCCAAUUAUAAACGAUUUCCAUCGCAUUGUGACAACUUCCUUCAAUGGAGCUUCAAAUAUAGCGCAAGCAGGUGGCUUGGCAUGUCUUUCUUCUGUUGGCCUUAAGGAAAUCGGGUCGGUGAUCAACUACUACAAAGAGAACAGGAAGAUACUGAUGGAGACUCUGGUCUCACUUGGCCUCACGGUUUAUGGUGGUGUAAAUGCUCCAUACUUGUGGGUUCACUUUAAGGGAUCAAAAUCAUGGGAUGUUUUUGCUGAGAUUCUCGAAAACACUCAUAUAAUUACAGUUCCGGGCUCAGGUUUUGGGCCCGGUGGUGAAGAAUAUUUAAGGAUCAGUGGGUUUGGACGCAGAGACGACAUUGUUGAAGCAUCAAAGAGGUUGCAAAGUUUCUUUACCACACGAACCAAACAUUUUCCUUUGUUCUCUUCCCCUUCUAAUAACAAUUAAGUUGAACACGUCUCGUGUUAUGUGCAUUGUCUCGAAUAAUCCCUCCCAGUUGUUAUAUCAUGAUGUAUAUUGUUCAAUAAUAAAAGCGACGGGACCGUGUUAAUCUUUGCGCUAUAUUGAGUCAAAA